Molecule: messenger RNA, 6613 nt
Organism: Linum trigynum
Lineage: Eukaryota; Viridiplantae; Streptophyta; Magnoliopsida; Malpighiales; Linaceae
Source: the annotation of a GenBank genome assembly
UAAUACCCGACCGAGUAUUAUGACCGUGGAUCGCGAACGCAGGCUGUUAAAAGCCUGUUUUGUGCGUUUUUGCAAGGAGAAAGCUGGGUUUUGGAUCCCAAACACCCAAGGGACGAACCAAAGAGAGGGAUAGAGGGCAAUUUGAGGGCAUUCUUAGAGUGGAAUUGGAGGAUUUCUUCGCCUUGAAAGCUCGAGGAACAAGCCCGGACUUGAAGACUGAUCAUCUGAAGAUUCUUACUGCAGUCUCUCUCUUCUCUAUGGAGUAACUUCCCUUCACUUAGGUUUUGAGGAACCCUAGCUAUGUUUGUUUGAUUGGAUGAUUGUAUGAGUACUCCUACUUGAUAAUCUUGAGUUCAUAUUCAAUCUAUGCACAUUUUCAUGAUUCAAUUCUGCUUUAGUCGAGAUUAUUGAUUCUGCUUUGAUCCUAUGAGAGCGAAUACCUGAUUAGGUCAAUAGAGCACCAUAUAUUGAUAGUAUUGGAUCGAUUUCUUUAGUCGAGGGUUGAUUCACUGCUUUGUAUCGAUUGAGAACCUCAUUCGAUAGAGGGAGUCUAGUGCAGAACGCCUUGAUCGGUUGUUCUAGAGAAGGAUACGUCCCUCUAGGCAAUUGACUCAAGAGGGCCUUGUUCCUUUAGUCGAGACUGAAGGUCUAGUUAAGGAUUAUCCGCAUUGUGAAUGAAAGUGAAACAGGUUAGAGAUCAUCAACCAUUAAUAUUGCUAGUGGCUAGGGAGAAUCAUACCUAAGUGAGUUCCCAACCUGUAAUUAGAUUAACUUUAACUAUAGUUUGAUAGAGUAGUUUUAGUUCUUUCAUCUUAAUCUAGUUUUCUAGAUAAUGAACUGAAGCUGAGUAAUAGUAACUCUAGAGACCCGUGGAUUCGAUAUUUAUUACUUGAGCCACUAUACUGCAGUCCCUUUCAUUGGUUACACUUAGCCUUUGUUAGGAGUUGUGUCAUAGCGUGUCAGGUUGUCACUGUCACAAAUCGAGAGGUUAUUCAGCGUCUCAAGGAUGGUGUGUGCGCUUCUUUCAGUUUCAAAGAUAUAGGAAAAUAUUAAUAUUUUUUAGCUCGUGAAGUCACACGCAGAUCUCAGGGACUAUUACUUAGCUAACAAAAGUACAUUGUUGACUUACUUGCAGAUCAUCAGUUUGAAGACUGUAAGGCGAUUUCAACUCUUAUGAAGCUGAACCUGAAUUUAAGUAUGUACUCCCUUGAUCAAUGACACAGUUUAUCAUAGUAUAGUUGGGAGUCUCAUAUACUUGUCUGGUACUCGGCCGGAUAUAUCUUAUGUUGUCCACAUUGUUGGCCAGUUUAUGGCUUCCCCAUGUACUGAUCAUUUUGCUGUUGUUUACUGAAUUUUGCUUUACUUGCAAGGCACUCGAGAUGUUGGUAUGUUCUUUCAUUCUACCGGAUCUUCUAGUCUCAGUUCAUAUUCCAACUCUAACUUUGAUGGUUGCACUGACACUCGACGUUCUACUAUGGGGUGUUGUAUUCAGUUUGGUGGAGCUUUCAUCCCUUGGUGUUGUAAGAAACAAGACAAAAUAUCUAAGUAUUCUACUGAAGCGGAGCAAAAGGCUAAGUCUGAUGUGGUUUUUGAACUUGUCUGGUUAUGGCGUCUUCUGCAUGGUUUGGGUAUCUCCUGUCAUAUCGCUAUGGAUCUCUUUGUGAGCAACAUAAAUGCUAUUCACAUUGCUGUUAAUCUGGUGAGUCAUGAUCGCACGAAGCAUGUCGUGAUACAUGUGCACUACGUUUGUGAUCUUGUUCGUGAUUAUACAUUGACUCUCCACUAUGUUCGUGGUAGAGGACUAGAGGUGUCAAUCGGGCGGGUUCAGGCGAGUUCGGGUUGGGUUCAUUCGGGUUAUGGGUUAGUCGGGUUUAAGUUUCAUCGAAUUGUAUUACUUACUCUUCACUCGUUACAACUCACUCUUUAUAUAUUACAAUAAUAAUAUUUUUUUCAAUUUUUAGACAAUCUAUUUCUACCUUAUUAUGCAUUUAUAAAAUUUUCAAGUAUUUAUAAAAGUUGAAAAAAUUGUCAAAGUGCUUAAUUAAUUUUGUAUUCUUUUACAUGAUUGAGUUACUGUAAUGGUAUGACUUAACAAACCAAUCUUGACCCUCAUUUUGAAACUAAAAUGCAACUCGAGCACACCUUAAAUGAGCGAAAUUUUUACUUUAGUAUUGUAAUAACGUUCAUGUAGGGCAGAAGAUGCAAAGAAGCAUGGAACAUAAGCGAUUGAUUUAUUUUGAUAAGAUGACUAAUGAUAGGUUCCGUAAUUUAUUAUAUCCAAUUAGCCAUGUCCUAUAUGUCUAUAAUAAGGUUUACUAUAGAAAAUAUCUUAGUAGCGGUCAUGAAACUAGCAUGAACACGAUCGGUAUGGCCAACAUGAUCGACUUAAAAAUUAUAAGCAAAAUGACAUCAUUUUAGUGAAUUUAAUUAAUAAAUAAUUUAUUAUUUAUAUUAUGGAUUUAAAAGUUAAAAAUUGAUGUUAUUUGUUGGAUUGUAAGUAAAUUGCCCUCAAAUAUGUUUUACAUAUGAUUAAACUUGUUGGAUGUUAAUUGUUUCACAUUUUGUUAAACCAACAUGAACCGGCACAAACCAGUUGUAACACCGACGGUACUAUUCUACUUGCCAAACUAGCACAAUGAUAUAAACCGGUUCGACAACCUUGCUCAUAACUAUAAAGAUUGUGAUAAUCACAUCGGUAAAUAAUUAUGUAUAUGAUCUAUAAUGUAAAAUAAUAUGCAUUGAGAUAGUUCGAGUGACGUUUUUAAGAGAAUAUAACUAUAUCUUAGUUACUAAUGUUAAACUCCUAAAAACUAUUAUAUGUAAACAUUAUUAUAAUACAACUUAUAAGCAAUUAAGUAUAUGAUUUAUAGCCAGUUAAUCAUUCCGUAUAAGGAUAUAAUUUUGUCAUUUAGCGUUGGCAUCCACAUAAAAAUUCAAGAUUUAUGUUUGAAAAUACUAAAAUUUUGAAAGUUGAAUCACCAAAAGAUUGAAAGCACCAAAUUAUUUUCUUCUUUCUUUUCCCCAACAUUGAAAAAUACCAAAAAUUUCCUGCUUCUCUUACCAUAAAUUAAAAGGCUUCAAAUUUCUCUCUUCUUUCCCUUACUAAAAAAUGAAGUCACCAAAUUUGAUAACACAUAAAUUUCUCUCUUAUUUCUCUUUUCAUAAAUCAAAAGCAGUAAAACACCAAAAUUUAGCACUUCUUUCUUUUUCGAUAAAUCAAAAGCACUAAACUUUUUUCCUUCUUUAUUUUUCUAAAAAUGGAAAGAAUCAAAUUUCCCUCUUCUUUCUUUUACCAAAAUUUUUAAAACACUAAAUUUUUUCUCUUUCAUUUAAAAUAUUCAAAUUAUCAAAUGAUUACUUAACUAUAUCCAUAUUUAAUUGAUAAAAUGGUUGAAUACUUAAAUUAACAAGAAUUUUAAUGCAUAUUGCUAUAUUAAUGUUAUACAUUGUCUCAAUUGUUAAUUAUUUAUUAUCAAUAUUUGCCUUAUACUGAUUUAAUUUUUUUUAAUUUGGUUAAAGAAAUUAUGUUUUAAUUUUUGUAGUUAAAAACAUAAUUUAAGUGAAUUUCAUAUUUUAAGCAUCUGUUACGAAAUGAAAAAAACGGUUUUACUUAGGUUGAUUCGUUGAGGAUGAAAAACUUUAUUUUGAAAGAUUAUAUAUUAUUAUAUAAUAUAGUAAUUAUUUAGGUCAAUCAGGGUUAGGGUUAGUCGGAUUCGGGUCAAUCGGGUUACAAGUUAAUUGGGUUACCAGUUUAAUCGGGUUGUGGGUCACUUAGAUUAAUCAGGUUGUGGGUCAUUCGAGUUGCAAGUUAAUCGGGUUGUGGGUCAAUCAGAUUACAGGUAGGCCGGGUUGCGGGUUGUUGACUUUUAGUUAAUUUGGGAUGCGAUUGGGUUACAGGCCGGGUUCUAUUUUGACACUUGUAGUUCGUACUGAAGACGAAGUAGGCAAUCUCCUUAUGAAGGCUUUUCUUAUUAGUCCGUAUUGGUAUCUCUCGAGUAAAUUAAUGAUCUCCAAUCGACAUCAAUUUGGGGAGGUCAUUAGCGGAUCGUGCCAUUUGUCACGGGCCACUUGUACAUAACCCGUCGACAAGCCCAUGAAGCCCAUGCAUGGAGACAACAUCGGACAUUGGUGUGUCUCCUAGGGUUCGACCUUCUUCUUUGAUUUGGGUGUACAUAUAUUGUUGGAAAUUUGAUUGAUUCGGACUUAACCAAAUCAAACCGAUUUUGGAUUAGACCAACAAAUCACAUCCAGUUUUCUGAAAGAUGUGAUGCCAAGCUUUUUGGAAAGCCAUGUCCACAUAAUUUGAAUAAAUGUAUACGUUGCAUGGCAAUGUUGGAACUUGGUUGUUAGCUUAAAAACAAUGCACGUUUUCAUUGUUCAAAUUUAGUGGCAAGAAACUCGUGUUUAUCCUUGACGGUUUGGAAAUUGGGAUAAAGAAACACAUUGUUUGGCUAAAUAAUAUUUCAUGGACGGUCAUGAACUUUCAUGACAACGUUUCAUUGAAAUGAAAUUAUGGGUUUGGCCAAAACCUUGGCAUUCACGGUUUUCUCCCAACCGCCACAAAGUUGAAAGAUUGCAAUCUUUCAAUGGCAACUAUUCGUACACUAUAAAUACAGGUGGUACGUGAUGGGUGAAAAUAUACACAAGACACCAAAAUCGAUUCUUCUUCCUACUAAACUUCUAAGUAUGCUUUAGGUACUUAAGCCUGGAACCUAAAGUGGUGAUAGUUUUAUCCUACGAAGAAAUUUCCUGUAACCCUAGACUUGUUGAGGGUGGAAAUAUUCUUUACGGAAAGUGAACGUCGUUCACGACUCUAUCAUAAUCCUAGUUACCUGUCUCAGGCUAUCGUACGUGUACCCUCUUGCUUCUAAAAAGUCCCAACAUAUAUAGCUUUUUUUUUUACAGUAACAUAUAUAGCUUCGGUAGCCAUUAUUGUACAGUUUGAGAGAGUAAUAAUAUCAGUAGUUUGGAGAGUGUUCAAACUCUCCCAUAAAUUAGUUCUAAUCAUCAUAAAUACCAUAUAAAUAAUCGUUUGUGCUUUUAUUUUAGGUAUAAUUUGUUUAGUUUGAUGAGGAAUUUUACUAUGUUUUAAAGUAUUAGUACUUUAGUUUUUGUUUUUAUGGUACAACUUUAGAUUGUACCUAUAUUGUUGGGCAUUGCUAUUCGUCAUCAUAAAAUACCUUAUUCGUCGCCCUAACUUUUAUUAAAAUUACUUAAAUAUCCUUAAGUUAAUUCUUAUCUUUCAAAACAUAAUAAACACUAAAACAAAGUAACAAACACAUACAACUAUGUUUAAUAACAAAAUAAAAUAGCGAAAUUAAUGAAUUACAAGUUACAAAUACACCAAAAUAAUAAAAAAUGGAAUAAAUGUAAAUAACUCAGGUACGUUCGUACCCGCCGCUAGAAGCGCCGGAGAUGGGUUUUCAACCCUUCCGGGCAGCUGGAAACCAAAAAAAAAAAAAAAAACUCUCUGCUCGGCAAGUGCGAGGUGAGACAGAAGAUGAAGGUCGAGCCGAGGAGAAAGGAGAAGUUUGAGUCUGCCUUCGCUCGUCGUCGUCACCGAAGAAGAAGUUCGCUCGUCGUAGCCGCCAACCUCUACUUCCGUUCUCUGCCCAGCCGUCCUCUGCUUCCGACGUCGCCCAUCUUCGUUGCCGCCCGAUUUACCAUGGGAACGGACAUGCUGCGAGGGUUCAGGUUGGUGGUGGCUGCCGGAAAGAAGAAUCCACAGCGACAGCGGCGGGGUUGAGGUUGGCGGUGUCUGGGCAGGGUAACAAAUUGUUUGAUUAGGGUUUUGGUUAGAGAUCGGGGUUAGAGGGUAAGAUCGUAAAUUUGAUGCAUUUCAGGACGACAAAAAUUGAAUUUUAGGGCGACGAAUAGCAAUUUAGAUAUUAUUUUAUAAAAUCUUUUUAUGAUACAAAUUAAAGUUAUAUCUUUAUAUCAUGGUACAAUUUGUCAUCUUCUCCUGCAUCGAAGAUAUUCUCGUUUUUCCGCUAUGUUUGAGUCCGUCUUGGCAUGAACCCCUGGGUUACAUAGGAAGAUAUAGUCAAAUUCCAUUAAACCCGAGAAUUGACUUCCCUCCUCCUUUCACUGAUGACAGCGUUGAAGUUUCUCCAGUGUUGAAAACAAGAGAAGGAGGAUCAACUGGACAAUAAGAUAUACACGUAAACAACUUCACUAUCUUUAGAGACUGCAGUUUACAUUGUGUGUGAGACUAAAACCGCAGUCCGUAGAUAAGUAAGACCGCUGAGCAAAGGUUGGAAAAAACAGUACGUAGAAGAAAUCAACAAAUUUGGGUACAGUCUCAUUUAACGGGCCAAGUAAUUACCUUUUCUCUACACCGUCGACUAGGGAGUCAACGCGAACACCUUCCUCCAACUUUCUCUACUACUCAAUAUGUAUUUAAAAGGAAAAAGGAGAAACAAAAUCAAUUCCCUUGAGUGCUAUAUAUACAAGUCUUCGCCAAUUUACAUAAACAUAUGUAUCAUAUCAAAUCAAAUUUUAACCAAAAUUAGCAAUUCGAUAUAAAUAAUGGUGGCAAAAUUAUUUGAUUUCGAUGAGUCGAAAUAUUAUAGAUGCAUGACAACAUACAACAUAAUAUAUACCUUUAAAUUCU